This is a messenger RNA of Conger conger (European conger), 637 nucleotides long. It is a transcript of the gene cabp5a, whose product is annotated as calcium binding protein 5a. Gene Ontology annotation, molecular function: calcium ion binding. Bases 49 to 558 code for a protein of 169 amino acids. NCBI's taxonomy places the organism in Eukaryota, Metazoa, Chordata, Actinopteri, Anguilliformes, Congridae. The transcript has 6 exons. The record is from RefSeq and is a predicted model, not a curated record.
UGCAGACGAAAGGACAGUAUUAACACACGCAGUCUCACUCUGUUCAUCAUGAGCUUUGGAGCAGCCUGCAUCUUCCUGAGGGGAAGGAAGAACACUCCAAGAGAACUGGCAGAUGAUGAAAUAGAAGAGCUUAGGGGGGCCUUUAAUGAAUUUGACAAGGACAAGGAUGGGCUGAUCACCUGCAAAGACCUGGGAAACCUGAUGAGGACCAUGGGGUACAUGCCUACUGAAAUGGAGCUGAUCGAGCUGAGUCAGAACAUUAACAUGAACCUUGGGGGCAGAGUGGACUUUGAAAACUUUGUGGACUUGAUGGCCCCAAAGCUUUUGGCAGAGACUGCUGGGAUGAUUGGAAUGAAAGAACUGAAAGACGCCUUCAAAGAGUUUGACACGGAUGGAGAUGGGGAGAUCACUGCAGAAGAGCUACGGUUUGCCAUGAAAAAACUGAUGGGCGAGCACAUGAGUCAAAAAGAUAUUGAUGCAGUGGUCAGAGAAGCUGAUAAUAAUGGCGAUGGAACUGUGGACUUUGAGGAAUUUGUAAAGAUGAUGUCACGCCAGUGAGAGGAGAAGUGAGGAGCAUUUAUAGAAGAGAAGCACUCGCACGAAAAUGUGACGGAAGACCAUGACUGCUCAAAAAACA